Messenger RNA from Ictalurus punctatus (channel catfish), 3406 nucleotides. RefSeq names its product cGMP-dependent protein kinase 2. Bases 151 to 2457 code for a protein of 768 amino acids. Gene Ontology annotation, molecular function: cGMP-dependent protein kinase activity; ATP binding. The transcript is spliced from 19 exons. Lineage: Eukaryota; Metazoa; Chordata; Actinopteri; Siluriformes; Ictaluridae. The record is from RefSeq and is a predicted model, not a curated record. Gene Ontology annotation, biological process: protein phosphorylation.
GCUUCCGUCAGGUUCCCAGGCGCUCAGAGAGUAGCGACAGCACAGUUCAUCUCCAGCUUCAUGCCACGAUCCCGCGAAUAUUUUAACAGAAAAUUAGUCAAGAGGUCUCUAGCCACACACUGAGCUGCUCUGUCAUUUGAAGCUCUCUCUAUGGUGCGAAGUGACUCUGUGGCCAUGGGGAAUGGUUCAAUCAAAGCCCCUCGGCUAGAGGAGACAUGCUUGGCCUCGGGUAUUAAAGAGUCACCGGUGUGGGAGUCAUCGGAGCAGUUGAGGCUGAGGAUAUCCUGGCUCGAGGAGGAGCUUACCCGCCGAGACCAUGAGCUAAGAGCCCAGGAGCUUCAGUUGCAGGCUCUACAGAGGGAGCUACAGGCCAAAGUGUCUCAGAUUGACAAGCUUCAGGAUGCCAUCGGCUACAACAGUUUGGGCCGCUCUCCACCAGCGAGGCACAGUCACAGGCUGCUCAGUGUCAUUAAUCAGGGCUCAACACGUUUCCAUAGGGUGGCUGUAGAGGUUCACCGUCGACUCAAAGCCAAGGAGGGGGUUUCCGCUGAGCCUACGUCUGGGAAAUUCUACAGUGGCCACAGGGUCAAUCAUGCAUCUACAGAAAGAACACGCAUCCGUAAAGACUCAUGUACCAAGAGACUGAUUAAUGAGGCCAUCAUGAACAACGACUUUCUGAAGAAAUUAGAGCCUCAACACACACGAGAGAUGGUGGACUGCAUGUAUGAGAAAAUCUUUACUGCCAAUCAGCUGGUGAUCCAAGAAGGAGAGCCUGGGAACUACCUCUAUGUGCUUGCAGAAGGCUUUUUGGAGGUGAUGCAAAAUGGGAAGCUCCUGGGGCAGAUGCGGCCUGGAACAGCUUUUGGAGAGUUGGCCAUCCUCUACAACUGCAAGAGGACUGCCACUGUUAAAGCUGUGACACGGUCCCACAUCUGGGCUCUGGACCGGCAGAUGUUUCAGAGCAUCAUGAUGAGAUCCACUCAGGCCAGACACGCAGAGUACUUCAGCUUCCUGCGCAGUGUGUCUUUAUUAAAGGACUUGCCAGAGGAGAAACUUGCCAAAAUUGUUGACUGUUUAGAAAUUGAUUAUUUUGACAAAGGCGAGUACAUUAUUCGUGAGGGUGAGGAAGGGAACACUUUCUUCAUUAUAGCUAAAGGAGAGGUUUCAGUAACCCAGAGCACAGAGGGUUUUCCUGAACCACAGGAGAUUAAGACCCUUGGAGUAGGAGAUUACUUCGGAGAAAAAGCUCUCAUAAGUGAGGAUGUCCGCUCAGCUAACAUCAUUGCAAAGGAGAAUGACACCCAGUGUUUGGUGGUGGAUAGAGAUAACUUUAAUCAGAUGGUGGGCACUUAUGAGGAGCUGCAGGCAUAUCUGCAUGAAUACGUGGAGCAGCUGUCUAUAAGUGAUGAGAGGAGAAAUGCAGCAAGCCAAUCUUCUCUGCGUGAGCGAGGCACAGAGGCAGCUGAGCUGCGCAAUCUGCGGGAGAAAGCCACACGACUGUCCAAUAGCUCUUUCUUACACGAGCUGCAAAUUGUGGCCACACUAGGCAUGGGAGGCUUUGGCAGAGUAGAGCUGGUCAAGCUCAAAGAUGAAGAUACUGCUUUUGCUUUGAAGUGCAUUAAGAAGAAGCACAUUGUUGACACUAAACAGCAGGACCAUAUCUACUCUGAGAAGAACAUUUUGCAAGUGACCAACUGCAACUUUAUAGUCAGAUUGUUUCAGACAUUUCGGGAUAAUAAAUAUGUGUACAUGCUGCUCGAGGUCUGUCUUGGUGGAGAGUUAUGGAGCAUUCUCAGGGACAUGGGUUUCUUUGAGGAGGCCACUGCACGAUUCUGUAUUGGUUGUGUACUGGAGGCCUUUGAAUACCUGCAUGGAAUGGGUGUUGUUUACCGAGACCUGAAGCCAGAGAAUCUACUUCUGGAUACAGAGGGAUAUAUCAAAAUGACUGAUUUUGGCUUUGCGAAGAGAAUUGGUUUGGGAAAGAAAACCUGGACAUUCUGUGGAACUCCAGAGUAUGUGGCCCCUGAGGUCAUCAUGAAUAAAGGCCACGACUUUGGAGCCGACUGCUGGUCCUUAGGGAUCCUCAUUUUUGAACUCCUCACUGGCAGCCCUCCUUUCGUAGGAUCUGAUCCUAUUAAGAUUUACACAAUGGUUCUGCAUGGAAUAGAGAAGGUGGACUUUCCCAAGAGGAUAAGCAAGCGCCCAGAGGACUUGGUCAGGAGGCUCUGCAGGCUCAAUCCUGCAGAACGACUUGGCAAUAAGAAAAAUGGCAUCAAUGACAUCAAGAAACACAAGUGGUUUCAGGGCUUCAACUGGGAGGGACUGCGACGACGGAAGCUGACAUCUCCACUUAAGAGAGAGCUAAAGGGACCACUGGAUCACAGUCAUUUCGACAUGUUUCCACCCGAGCUGGAGGAACCUCCUGAUGAACUUUCUGGAUGGGAUAAGGACUUCUGAAAGUUUGCUGUUUUAUUUUUAACAUGACUAAGCCUGGCUUAGUGAAACCACACAAGAGGAGCCACGCUGAAGAAUAUUCUGUAUGAAUUUAUCAAAAUUACAAAAUGAACAAAAUGUGUGUAUUAAUACACAUUUUAACAACUAAACACUGUUCAUUAUGUCCCUGUAUAGACUCUAAAACACAAAACAAACUGAUAAAUGCUGUGACAGAUGAGUAGGAGCUGCUCCUGCUAUGAAAUACAACCAGGCAACAAUACCAGACAGUAUCAGCAACAAGUUCAAGACCAGAUGCAUGAUGACUACUAACACCAAGCGCACAAAUGAUGGAACCAAACCACUGCUUUAACAGUCCUUAAUGGCAAUGAAAGUAAAAAAAAAAAAAAGUGAUCUAAUUACUUUAAUCACUAACAAAAAAUUUAGUGCCAAAAGCAUUUUAACCAAGGUUUUCUGCUUAUUUAAAAUACUAACUGAAACAUUUUUUCUUUCUUUUUUUCCCCAUAUAGCAUUUUAUUAAGUAAUUUUUUAUUUGGAAACCAGAUCUUCCUGAGAAGUGCUUCUUAUCAGUGUGAGGCAGUACUCUACUUGUAAUUGUAUUAUCUGCCUUUCAGUAAUCCUCAUAUCAGUGUCUGUUGUUAGUCUUGGAUUUAUAGUAUUAUAUUUAUGGUAAAAUCAGCUUCAUUAAUUUCUUUCCUGGAAUUUAUUUUAUAUUAUGUGUUGUACUGGAGAAGUGAUUAUUUGAAUAUUGGGCUCUAGUCUAAAGGGUCUAAAGAAAAGGAUAGUUAGUAAAAGUUUUGUAUGGACAAUAUAAUACCCAGGAGAAAAUUAAUAUUAAAAAUGAUCAUUGUUAUACUAAUAUUCUUUAUGAAUAUAAUGUCUUUCCUUGUAUGACUUACCUAUAAAUACACAGCCAUGGCAACUUUAUGAUUGUUUAAAAGACAAUAAAAAUUCU